CAUUGUCUAAUUGCUUGGGAUCAUCGAGGCCAGGUUAAAGUGACCGAUUUAUCGACCAAUGGGACCUGGAUCAACGGCUUCAAAAUCGGCCAGGAUCGUACCGAAGUCUUGCAAGACGGGGAUACGAUUGUUUUCGGGCAGUACCAAGACCACCCCAACUCAUCGUUGGAUGACUAUCGCUACAUUUACCGUCACAAAGCCACGGCUCCGCUCGGAACCGACUUAAACACCUACUAUGACGUUGGAGACCAUCUUGGUCAGGGCAAUUUCGGGACCGUGUUCAAGGCCGUCGACCGUCAAACGGGCAAGGUGUUCGCCAUCAAAGCUAUACGCUCUAAGGUGGCUAGGUGGGUACCCUCUACCCCCGGUCGAUCGCCCGCCGCCGACGACGAUGAGGAGGAAAAGUACAUGGCCCAGUUCACGCAGGAAAUUUCUGUACUUGAGAAACUCCAUCAUGUCAACAUCUGUCGAAUCAGGGAGGCUUUCUUCAAGGACCCCAUUGUCAAUCUUGUUCUCGAAUACGUGGAUGGAGGAAACCUGUUAGAUUUCAUUGACAAGUAUAACGGCUUGGACGAAGAUAUGGCACGCCAUAUUACGCACCAAAUCGUGGUUGCCCUGGCGUAUGUUCACGACCGUGGUAUCAUCCAUCGCGAUCUCAAGCCCGAAAACAUUCUUCUUACUUCGGAUUCUCCCCCUGUCGUCAAAAUUGCCGACUUCGGUCUCGCCAAAGCUGAUUGUAAUCCUCAGACGAAGUGCGGGACGCCUUGGUACCUUGCUCCCGAAAUCGCGAAGCAGCAAAAACACGAGGCUUACACUAAUCUCGUCGAUUCUUGGAGCGUUGGUGUUACUGUGUUUGCCAUGCUCACCGGCCAAUUGCCCUUCAUUCAUGACUCGACGUGCGAUGGGGAUUUCAACGUCAACAGGACCGUGCAGUGGGCGAUCCUCAAUGACGUGUCACUCAGUAAAGCAGCCAGGCACUUCGUUGAAGGUCUUCUUCAACCUCAUCCCGGAGAUCGAAUGUCCAUGUCCUACGCAAUCCAGCAUCCUUGGCUUGCCGCAUACGGUGGUGCGAUAGUACACAGGCCGGAUACCAUGAAAACGCACAAGAACACGACUAUCCUCGACGAGCCUGCUGAGGAGCCGAAGUCUCCGAACUCUAGCAAGCGUGGGCGGACUAACCAACGUGAUCGGAACGUUCGUCAGCGAGACGGACUUGAAGAGUGUAUCAAGCGCAUGUCAAUCAUCAUGGAGUAG
This is a messenger RNA of Coniophora puteana RWD-64-598 SS2, 1254 nucleotides long. RefSeq names its product kinase-like protein. Gene Ontology annotation, biological process: protein autophosphorylation; peptidyl-serine phosphorylation; autophagosome organization. Lineage: Eukaryota; Fungi; Basidiomycota; Agaricomycetes; Boletales; Coniophoraceae. Gene Ontology annotation, cellular component: cytoplasm; autophagosome. The record is from RefSeq and is a predicted model, not a curated record. Gene Ontology annotation, molecular function: ATP binding; protein binding; protein serine/threonine kinase activity. The transcript has 8 exons. The annotation marks the transcript as partial.